Molecule: messenger RNA, 808 nt
Organism: Haliotis rubra (blacklip abalone)
Lineage: Eukaryota; Metazoa; Mollusca; Gastropoda; Lepetellida; Haliotidae
Product: prefoldin subunit 6-like
Exons: 4
Coding region: 86-466 (126 amino acids)
Biological process (GO): chaperone-mediated protein complex assembly; protein folding
Cellular component (GO): cytoplasm; prefoldin complex
Molecular function (GO): protein-folding chaperone binding
Source: RefSeq, a predicted model, not a curated record
UUCACUCUUCUCUGUAAAGGUUACGUUGAUUUGAUGUUGGUUCCCUGUAUGUACCAAUCACCAUAGCGCUCUCAUAAUCUUCAAGAUGGCCGACGGCGUGCAGAAAAGACUGCAAAGCGAGGUUGAAAAAUACCAAAGUCUUCAGAAAGACCUUCAGAAAUACAUGUCUAUGAGGCAACAGCUUGAUGCCCAGCUGAAUGAAAACACCUUGGUAAAGGAGGAGCUGGACCGUCUGGAAACAGAGUCCAAGGUUUACAAGAUGAUUGGUCCAGUGUUAGUCAAGCAAGACCUGGAGGAAUCCAAGCAGAAUGUGCAGAAAAGAAUUGACUAUAUCUCGGGUGAAAUGAAACGUCAUGAUGUAACUAUCAAGGAUUUAGAAAAGAAACAAGAUUCUCAGAGAGAGACACUAUCGAAACUCCAGCACCAGUUCCAACAAGCACAAGUCAAGGCUGCCGCAAGAGCAUAGCAGAGUUACCUCCCCUAUACAUAACACAUCUUGCUUACUUCCCUUUGUAUCAGAUUGUCCAUGACUUCCAGCACUGGAGUCUCAUGUCACUUGCUGUCCCGUUUACAUAACCUAAUUUGAACACUGCCUUAAAAUGUGUCUUUUGUUUGCUUCAAACUAAUUUAAUUUGAAUAUUUCAUUUCAAAUUCAGAAAUUUCUGUACUUCUGUACUUGUAAUUUUCAAGUACAUCAUUGUAAUGAUUUGAGGAUUCAUAUUCUACACAGACUGUAUUAUUCUUUUUCACAGACUUCAUAUGUGCAUUGUGUGUAAUUUUUGUACAAAGUAAAAUUUGUUCAUAGAAA